UUUCACUUUCAGUUUAAAUUCCCAGAAAUCCCAUUAGAGUCUAAUGAUCAGACGGACCGUGCUGCUGCUCUGCCACCGGAGGACUAGCGCAGCCCUCUGCGCCAAAUAUCUGCAGAAGGGCGCAAGGGGAUUUCCACAGGACCUAUAUAGCCGUGGGUGGCGACUUCCAUUUAACAUUCUGGAGAUUAAACCAAUACUUAAAACAAGUCGUGUUAGAGCCACGUACCGCAGAAAGGGCGCAGCGUGAGACAUCCAAGCAAGGUAGUACCAUGUACACCUGGACCUCCAUGUGGCACCGUGAUGUGAGUCAGCUGGCUGUGCACCACCCAAAGUUGGAUUCUUGGAUUUAGUCCUACUUCAAAGCAAAAUAAAGCAACUUACACGGAUAAACUCGGUGUUGAGAUGUUUGCACUUACAAUGGAUAAUUAUUAGUUUAAUGAAUAAUCAAUGUUCCUGGGAUGUUAAACAGAGGCAUACUUCACAACAGACAGAAAUCUGAGGAAAUAUGCAGAGGGGGAAAUCGCUGCUUUCUUUUUCACACCCAGUUUCUAAAUUCAGCUAUGAGGAGAUGAUUAAUUGUCAUGAUUCAAGGGGAAAGGGUAUUGUGUUUCUCUUGCUGGUGAUUUGCUCAGGACUCAGCUAUAGUUGUAGCUUUAACCACAACCCCAUAUCAGAUGAUUAUAUGAAGAAAAUAAAUACAAUGGAAGGAUACAUACCAUUCAAUUCUCACGUAAAAAGGCCAGUAAUAAUUCCUGAAGAGAAGGAGGACCAAAACUGCAUCCAUUUGUUGGAGUUGUUUUUGAUCAAUUAUACUCUGGCAAAUAUAGGAAGACGAGGAGGAUCUGAAUUGGACAAAAGGAUUAUAGGCUUACAAUAUGAAAUUUACUUCAUUGAGGAAUGCUCAUUUACGAUUCCCUCAGCUUGCCCUAAUGAAAGUGUUACCAUUCCCACCAUUUUGAAAAAUCUAAAUGCAUCUCUCGCAGCACUGAAACCGCAUAUAGAAAACAACUUCUCACAUUGCUUGCGUGUGAAGUGUGCAGAAGAAGCUGAACAUAUCAGUACUAUGAGAAAUACUAUUGCAACAAGAAGACAUAACAAGGGUCAUCAAGAUUCCAAUCUAGAUGUGAUAAGUGAAGAACCCACAACUCCCAUGGUAAAGCUUAAUGAUGGCUUAUCAGAUCAGAUAAGUGGUGACCCUUUAAAUCAGUCAAAAGGAACACGUAAUCAUUUUAUGAUGAUAGGGAGCUUCUGCAGUCUGGGCAUAAUACUACUCCUCAUUACGAUAUAUUUCGUAUGGAAAAGGUGAAACGCAUGACGUAAAAUCCAGAAAGGUUGUUAUUUAACAUCAUCUGCAUUCUCAUCAAUGUCCACACCUGGACUAUAUGGGGCAUUAUGGAUUUUUAGCAGUGGACUUUUUUCUUGAGCAUCUGUUAUAUUGUGAAACAGUAUUAAUCUGCAAACCAUAUACAUGUAGUCCAGCCAUGCAAGCCAUACACUCAAACCAUGCAUCCAUCCUGUUGCUAUUGCACUGGUAAAAGAGAAGACUCUCAAGACUUGUCUUUAGCACAGCAAAACAAAUGAGCAACCUGAAUAUGAUGCACAAAAAGAGGCAAAAAUAAUCUCAAACUUUCAAACGGUUAAAGACGGAAACAAAACCAUACAUCUUGGUCUCAGUACUUUCUUCUUUAUUUUUGGGAAUUUUUUGUGGCAAUGUGAGACAUAGUAAUUGGAAUAUAUGUGCCAAACCUGAGACCAACCAAAAAGAUGAACUAAACCUUGACUCUUCUUUAUGUAUUGAGCAAAAGUUGAUACAUGGCUGUUGACUACCAUUCUCCAAUUACUGUAUAUAGUGCUAGCGUUCUUCAGGUUUGUUCUAGUACUCAUUCACAUUUGUCCAUGUGAGCCAUGAAAGCUUCUAAAGUUUUGCCGAAUCAAAAAUGAAGAACACCUUCUUAUGGAGAUUGUUAUGAAAAUCCAUAUUCUUCAUAACAGUAAAAAAUAUUCUGUAUACAGUUCAGUAUUUUCAGACUGAAAUUUCUAGGUGGAUGAGCAGGAAGUGGAAUAAACGUAUUCGGAAUGGGCUAUCUAAAUCAAAAGUUAACAAUUGGUCCAUGUUACCACCCUAAUGGAGACACUGCUUCAGCAAAGCGUGGCAGGUAGCUUUAGCGGUGUGUGCAGCUUCUAAAUUAUAGUCAUGGUCGCACUGUCUUUCGGUAUAAAAAAUCUCAUGAGCAAAGCUGUUGAAAGAAGCGAAAACACUAUUUAUUUGGCAAGGACUAACAAAAUCCAGACUGGAACCCAACUCUGACUCUAGAAUCUAUGAGGUGUAAAUUCUAGAAGAGGCUAUCUCCGGAACUCCCACAGAAAAGAAUGGAGCGGCCGCAUGCAUUUGUGACCGCCACUCCGGUCAUUUCAGGUGAGCUGCAAGUGGUACGGGUCCCUGUUCUCGUCAUCGGUGGGGAUCGCAGCAGUAGGACCUCCAUCUACCAGAGUUGACUCCAACCACACCACACCUCAUUUUUGAAAACUGGUUCAAAAAUUGGAAAGUUGCAGCUUGCUAAUUUUUUUAUACAAGUUUUAUGGCGUUGACUUGAUAAAUGACCCUAUUGUUUAUUUUCAAAAACAUAACAGGCUUAUGCCAUAAUAUUCAAGGGAAUUAUGGACAGCUCUGUUUUAUCAUUGCAUCUCA
Messenger RNA from Bufo bufo (common toad), 2689 nucleotides. It is a transcript of the gene FLT3LG, whose product is annotated as fms related receptor tyrosine kinase 3 ligand. The coding region runs from base 506 to 1306 and encodes 266 amino acids. The transcript has 14 exons. Gene Ontology annotation, cellular component: membrane; cell surface. NCBI's taxonomy places the organism in Eukaryota, Metazoa, Chordata, Amphibia, Anura, Bufonidae. Gene Ontology annotation, biological process: positive regulation of cell population proliferation. Gene Ontology annotation, molecular function: receptor tyrosine kinase binding; cytokine activity. The record is from RefSeq and is a predicted model, not a curated record.